Rhodofomes roseus is the source of this 780-nucleotide messenger RNA. RefSeq lists its product as uncharacterized. The coding region runs from base 109 to 780 and encodes 223 amino acids. Gene Ontology annotation, cellular component: mitochondrion. The transcript has a single exon. The record is from RefSeq and is a predicted model, not a curated record. NCBI's taxonomy places the organism in Eukaryota, Fungi, Basidiomycota, Agaricomycetes, Polyporales, Fomitopsidaceae.
UUUCCAUUUCCAGUUAUUAUUCGGCUGCCACAGCGCCGUCCUCGCUGUCCUCCCCGUCGCCCUGCUGCCACCACCACCGCUGUCCCCGCCCCCGCCGCCCCCGCGUCGAUGGUGCGCAACCUCAUCCUCCGCUUUCCCCUCUUCCGCGCCCUCGCCCCCCGCAUUGCCAGGCCCGUGCUGCCUCUCACCCGCUUCGCAACAAGUCCGCUCUCGCUCACCGGCGCACCCGCAACCGCCUCUCGUAUCUUUCACACCAGUCCUGCCCGCCUCACCGACUCGCCACCCCGCUCACCGCCACCAGAUGAGCCCGAGAGCCCCAGCCUCCCGCCGAAUGCGACCCUUUCGCAGCGACUAAAAUACCUCAUCAAGGCCUACGGGUGGUAUGCCCUCGGCAUGUACAUCGUCAUCUCCACCCUCGACUUCUCCGUCGCAUUCGUCGGCAUCAACCUCAUUGGUGCCGAGCACGUCUCCCGCGUCACCUCCGCCGUGAAGGACUAUAUUGCCGGCAUGAUUCACUCGAGGCCGCCAGAACCCGGCAGGGAGGACAUGGAGAGCAUCUCGUCGCACGCGCACAGUGGCGGCCAGGAAGGCUUCUGGGCGAUGGUCGUCCUCGCCUACACGGUCCACAAGACGCUCUUCCUUCCGGUGCGCGUCGGCCUCACUGCCACGUUGACCCCGAAACUCGUCCACUGGCUGCGGGCGAGAGGCUGGGCGGGCGGGGAGGGUACGAAGCGUGCGGCGCGCGAGAUGCGGGAGAGAAUGAGGAGAGACAAGGAGUAG